AUGAAAGUGGCGAUUGUAACAGGUUAGUUGUUCUGUUUUCGAAUUCACUCUUUGAUCGUACUUGAUCUAAUCAAAAUGAAUGAAGAACGGAUGUACUUGAUGAAAAGAAAUUGAGAGAAUAAUUGCAAAGUUUGAUAGGAUAAGAUAGCUGCUAGGUUUUGAAUUCACACCGAAUAGUCUGGAGGUCAGAUUUUUAUGGGAUGUCAUUAAAUAAGAUCAGCACUAUUUAAUCUAGUUUCAAAGUAUCAAUUUCCUUUCUGACGAUAAAAUUCCAAAAUUUUACAGUCAGUGAUUCUUGCGUUGCUGGAACUCGUAUUGAUCAAAGUGGUCCGCAACUUCAAAAUCUCGUGACAUCUUCGACAAAGUGAGUUUUAUUUUGGAGAAAAUGAGUGAAUCACUCAUGUUUUGAUCACGUGAAACUUUAGAAAAAGUUUGUUAUGUUUUUAUUUUAUUUCGCCGAUUGAUAAGAUCAGUCUCAGCCUGAUUGAUUGAUUGAUUUGUUGAUUUUUCAACGCAUAUCUUCUACAGAUUUCAAAUCGAAAAUGCUGUUGAGAUCAGUUUAGUUAUUGAUGAUGUCGAUGAAAUUACAAAGGUUCUUCGAAAAUUGAAAAAUUCGGGAAUGGAUGUGAUCAUAACAACUGGUGGAACUGGAUUUGCGAAAAGAGAUGUGACUCCAGAAGCAACUUUGAAUGUGAUUAAUCGAAGAUGUUCUGGUCUUGAAAUUGCAAUUCAUACACAUUCCCUUAAAUCUACACCAAUGGCAGCACUUUCAAGAUCAAUUUGUGGAAUUGCUGAUGAAACUUUAAUUAUAAAUCUACCGGGAAGUGUGAAAGCUGUCAAAGAAUGUUGGGAAGUCAUUGAACCAGUUUUGAAGCAUGCUGUUGAUUUGUUGAAAGAUUCAGACGAUGGAAAUAUUCACAAAAGUCUAACUAACAAAUAA
Caenorhabditis angaria is the source of this 940-nucleotide messenger RNA. The record is from the annotation of a GenBank genome assembly. Lineage: Eukaryota; Metazoa; Nematoda; Chromadorea; Rhabditida; Rhabditidae.